AUGGCGUGGCCGGAUUUAGACAAGUUACUACGAGCCCAUUAUACACCAACCGUCUCAUGCCUUAUCAAGCGACACGAAUUUUACAAGCGCGACCAAAAGGAAGAUGAAAGCAUCAGAGAUUCUGUCGCAGCCCUAAGAGACAUUGGAGGAGCGUGCGAAUUCCUAAACAUGGACGAGGCUAUGAGGGACCGCGUGGUUCUUGGAUUAAGAGACCUUACACUACAGAGCCGACUACUGACCAGACCCAAAAUAACAUUGACCGAGGCAAUAGAAGAAGCCACCACAGCAGAAGCAGCACAAAGAUUAGCAGCCACCAUGCGACAGAUGAAUAAAGUAACACAGGAAACCCUGAAAGACACUAACCAAGCUCAAAACAAGAAGCAAGAGGAGACUCAAAAAACCAUCACCACGACAUACCAUGAGGACAUUGAAUCCCUAUCCGAAACUGAUGAGGAAGAAGAAGAAGUAAAUCAACUUCGCAGCAAAGCAAUGGAUCCUGUAACUGGUGCACACAAAGGGAUCUUGUCCAUCAUAGUCCUUCUUAGUUCAUGCGGGCUGCUUACAUCAGGAACCUUCUUGCCAAGAUUGCAUUCCCUAGGCAGGCUUUGGUUUGGGAAGCAUGACGUCUCUCAAUAUCCUGGGUUAGAGAGCAACAUUGACCUUAAGGCUAACCUUCUUCCGUGGGGCAUCUAUACACCAUCCAUCACCCUGCAGGACUGGAGUCUCAAAUGGAUGUCUUCAGAUGUCACAGCCUCACAAGAUGAUGGCAAUCAUGACGAAAGACAGAACAAAAAAAUCCAGCGAUGGGGUUUAGCAAGAAAAGAAGCAGUACCUGCUGGGAACCAAAUGGGGGCAGUAGAUUUAACUGGAUGGGUGCCAGGCUGGCGUGAGAAGCGGAGUAUUGUGGUAGCAGAUGACGCAGCUUUCCGAGAGAAAAGUAAGAUGUUAACCGCGAUGGAGAGGCAGAAGUGGCUCAACUCUUACAUGCAAAAGUUUUUGGUGGUAAACUCAGAUUAA
This is a messenger RNA of Notechis scutatus (mainland tiger snake), 1017 nucleotides long. It is a transcript of the gene PTH2, whose product is annotated as parathyroid hormone 2. Gene Ontology annotation, cellular component: extracellular region. Gene Ontology annotation, biological process: neuropeptide signaling pathway. The record is from RefSeq and is a predicted model, not a curated record. NCBI's taxonomy places the organism in Eukaryota, Metazoa, Chordata, Lepidosauria, Squamata, Elapidae.